This is a messenger RNA of Drosophila innubila, 468 nucleotides long. Its product is annotated as cuticle protein 16.5-like. The transcript has 2 exons. Lineage: Eukaryota; Metazoa; Arthropoda; Insecta; Diptera; Drosophilidae. The record is from RefSeq and is a predicted model, not a curated record. The coding region runs from base 35 to 430 and encodes 131 amino acids.
ACCCUACAAGCAACACAAUCAAUCAAUCCUCAACAUGUUCAAAUAUACCGUUGUCAUCUUCGCCAUCAUCGCCUGUGCUGCUGCCAAGCCUGGACUCCUCCUUGGCCAACAGGUGGCAUAUUCCGCUCCAGUUGUAGCUGCUGCUCCAGCUGCAGUUGUGGCUGCUCCUGCUCCAUAUGUGACUGCGACAUCCAGCCAAGUGAUUGCCCGCAACUACAAUGGUGUUGCCACUGCUCCAGUGAUUGCUCCAGUUGCUGCUCCAGUCGUCGCCAAGUAUGCUGCUGCUCCAUUGGCCGCUCCUCUGGCUUACAGCUCACCUCUGACUUACAACGCUCCUCUGGCUUACAACACUCCUCUGGCUUACAACACUCCUUUGGCUUACAGCUCGCCAUUGGCCUACUCCGCUGCUGCUGCUCCUGUUCUUCUCUAAAAAGCAAUUUGAAUUAAAAUAAACAACUAUUUACACAA